Cryptomeria japonica (Japanese cedar) is the source of this 738-nucleotide messenger RNA. RefSeq names its product abscisic stress-ripening protein 5. Bases 185 to 574 code for a protein of 129 amino acids. The transcript has 2 exons. The record is from RefSeq and is a predicted model, not a curated record. Lineage: Eukaryota; Viridiplantae; Streptophyta; Pinopsida; Cupressales; Cupressaceae.
ACACACAUUAUUAAUGCGCGCCUUUUUCCUAAACGCGCUUACUUCCAUCACACGCAGUGCCCCUAGGGUUAUAUAUACAUUGUGUAUCUCCCUAUCAUUUCCAACAAUUUCGCACAAUUUGAGUCAUCAGUGCUCUGAGUUGUAGUUAUUUUCUGUGUAUAUAUCCACACUUUUCAUUUGCAGGAUGUCUGAGGAGCAUCACCAUCACCUGUUUCACCACAAGAAAGAGGAGGUUAGCGCCGAUGCAGACAACAGCGCUUAUGUAGAGCAAACGACGGUCGACUAUGGCCGUGAAGAGGAGUACGAGAAGGCCAAGAAGGAGGAAAAACACCACAAGCAUAUGGAACAUGUCGGCGAACUUGGCACCACCGCUGCUGGAGCGUUUGCACUGUAUGAGAAGCACCAAUCAAAGAAAGAUCCAGAGCAUGCUCACAGGCACAAGAUAGAGGAGGAGAUCGCUGCAGCUGCUGCUGUGGGCAGUGGUGGAUUUGUAUUCCAUGAACACCAUGAGAAGAAGGAAGACAAGAAAGAAGAAGAGGAAGCCAGUGGCAAGAAGCAUCACCAUCUCUUCUGAUUUCCAGUGCUCACAAUAAAUCUAUUACAGAAAAUAGAUAUUUGUUUGUUUAAGUGUGGGACCAUAUAUAUUUAAUGUAUUCUGUAUUUAUGUAAGUGCUGUGUGCUGUUUUGGAGAUAUAAUUAUUAAUAAAAUGGGAUCGCUUGACAGAAGCUUUUUAUAUU